Molecule: messenger RNA, 956 nt
Organism: Mucor mucedo
Lineage: Eukaryota; Fungi; Mucoromycota; Mucoromycetes; Mucorales; Mucoraceae
Exons: 5
Coding region: 127-843 (238 amino acids)
Source: RefSeq, a predicted model, not a curated record
AGCGAAAGAGUGUGCGAGGUCAUCAUGGAAAAAUGGGACCCCCAGCCUGUAUAAGAUCUGAGAUUGAAAUAGCCGUUUGAAAUGGGUUGAAAAAAUAAUAUUUGGGCCGACCCUUUUUUUUCUUUCAUGUUGACUGGCGCGAAUAUUUUAGAGUUUCGAACCAAGGGAUAUACUAUCUUGAUUAAUGGAUUAAGUGAGGCCGAAUUGAAACAUUUACAUGACGAAGCCGAUACGCUGACGAAUUAUUUGAUCAGUGAAGGCUAUGAUAUAAUCAAUGACUUUGGGUGUAUAGUGGAACCUUUGUCUUGUGGAUUUCUAGAUGGGUCUAGUGAUUACAAUAUGGAUAGAGACAAAUAUAGUAAAAUCCGCAAUAGUAUAUCAUGGAACAAUUCAUGUGACACAAUACAGGCUUCGGAUAUUGUAUUAAGCAAAUAUGGAAGCACAUGGGCAUCACUAUUACUUCAACAACAAGUGUAUUUGCUUAACGAGCAGUUUAUCAUCAAACCGCCAUUCAGUCUACUAUCGUCACCUUUUGCAUGGCACAAGGAUUCAGAUUAUUACCAGGAUGAACGUCAUCGUCAAGAAAGGACAAUUGCCUGCUGGACGGCGUUGGACACAGUGAACGAAAAUAACGGCACGAUAGAAAUUAAAGACUUUUUAGGUAAUCAAGAAACUAUUUGCGUUCCUGCUGGCUCUAUCGUAUUUAUGUCGGAUCAACUUUUACACAAGAGUACAGGAAAUGCAAGCAGCAAAUUUAGAAGAGCUUAUAUGACUCAGUUCUCUUCCUCUCCUCUUCUUUAUCAAGAUGGCCAGUGUGUUGCUCUUGCCAUCAAAUGUGAUUAAACAGUCAUCAUUAUUGGCCUCGUUCAAAACUCAGAACAAAAUAAAAAGUUUUUUUUUCAGCUUUCUAUUUUUACUUUUUUUUAUUCAAACUAAUAAAAAAUUGGGCAUUUAAA